Galendromus occidentalis (western predatory mite) is the source of this 1590-nucleotide messenger RNA. RefSeq lists its product as uncharacterized. Gene Ontology annotation, molecular function: phosphatidylinositol phosphate binding. Gene Ontology annotation, biological process: intracellular protein transport; vesicle organization. The record is from RefSeq and is a predicted model, not a curated record. The coding region runs from base 195 to 1121 and encodes 308 amino acids. The transcript has 4 exons. Lineage: Eukaryota; Metazoa; Arthropoda; Arachnida; Mesostigmata; Phytoseiidae. Gene Ontology annotation, cellular component: endosome.
AUUCUCUGUUGUCAGUGGUGUAUGCACACAGCUGAGUUCGUGUUCAGAAACCGAAUAGAGGGAGUUCUUGAGGCGUGUGUGUGAUCCUUUAUUGGAGGCGUACUUGUUGUUUGAAAGAAGAGCGGAGUCGCGAAACUCGCUUGGUAGAAUACUGCGCUUCAGGAUCAACCCCAGAAAAUUUGUGUCCGUUCGUCAUGGUGGUUGCCAAUCAAACGAUGGGUUCCAGCUCCGCUCGUAGAGACGUCAAUGCCAUCGGGAUUCUCGAUGACGACGUCGCUGAAACGAUUUUCCUCGAAGUAUCCGUCAUCAACCCGAUCACCCGCAAGUUGGAUGAUGGCGAACUGGUCACCACGUACGCCAUCUACAUUGAGACCAAUGACUCGGCGUUUACGAUGUCCAAAUCCAUGGUGCGCCGCCGAUACUCGGAUUUCGUGACGCUCAGAUCGAUCCUUCUCGAGCAACAUCCCUCGACAACUGUGCCCAAGCUGCCCGGUAGGACUUUCUUCGGAAAACGCUUCGACCAGCGCUUCAUCCAGGAAAGAUGUCACUCUUUACAAAUAUUUCUGAAAGAAAUCAUCGAACAACCCGUUUUCCUCUCGAACAAGAGUCUGCAUCUCUUCCUCCAAAGUUCCUUGCCCAUGGACAAGGUUCAGAACGUGGCUAACGGGGCGGAGUCGUUCGAGCUCCCCCAUAACAACGCCCCUCUGAUCCUGCGCCCUGUAGAUGCGAAAAAACCCACCGGACGAGUCGGUAUUCUGAAGCAAGAGAGUUGCGCUUCGCUAUCGUUAGCUUCCAAUGUCGAGCACGAGUGCUGCAUCAAGACGAAACACCAACACAUAAGAGUCGGAUCGGGCAUCGUCGUAUGUCCCUUCGUUCCGGGAGCCCACCAAGCCAUGGCCAGCAGCGCACCUUUCAACAUUCCUGGCCAGCAACAUUCUCCUGUGAACAUCAGGAGUUGUGCUAGUGAUACAUGUCUCGAUGGAGCCGUGAGUGGCGGUAACGGAGCCAGCUCGCUGAACGGUAGCAAGAAGAGAGUAUCUUUUUUCAUUGAGAAGGAGAACAAGCGGAGCCUCAUGAGUAAAGUCGCGGAGGUUCACUCCUCUCAGGACGUUACAGCUUAAUGAAAUUCUCAAGACAAAGAAACGAGCUCAGCUCGAUUUUGAAGUAUGCGAUGUUAUGAGUGUGAGAGAUGAUUGAAUGGACCACGGCCGUUUCUUGUAUAAUGUGUUUAUACUACGGUUGAGUAUCGCUAUGUUCUGUAUAAAUGAGGCGCUCAGCAUCUCCUGCAUCUCGCGUGUGUCUAACCGUCCAACUGGGUGUGUGCAUGCCUCGGUAUGUGAGUUAGGCAUUUAUCCUUGUUGAACGAAAUAAAGUAAACUUUUGUGGAAAUAGGUGCUUUGCUUGGUUCUCCCCUGAUGAGUCCUUUGAGUUUUGUGACUGUGUCGUUUGUAAGUCUUUCGUCCACAUCGUGCUGUCGCCACGGUCUGCUACGAGCAGAAAAGUUGUCGUUGUUUGAAGAUCGCGUAUCGCAUACGCUGUUGCAUAAUUAUAGCUUAUAUUGAUAAUUAAAUAGAAGUAAGGAAUGACCAA